Messenger RNA from Microcebus murinus (gray mouse lemur), 408 nucleotides. The record is from RefSeq and is a predicted model, not a curated record. Lineage: Eukaryota; Metazoa; Chordata; Mammalia; Primates; Cheirogaleidae.
UUGGGGUCAACAGUGCCUCAUCGUGCAUUGCUGAGCAGCUACCGGUUCUAUUUUUCCUUCUCUUCUAAAAUGUGAGCAUCUCUGGGUGAGUGAAAGCAAAGAUGGGCAGCACUCAGGCCGAGAAGUCCAUGAUGGACCUGGUUGACCUGUUUCACAAAUACACCGGGAGUGACGACACGAUCGAUGAGCCUGGCCUGCAGAAGCUGAUGAAGGAGAAUUUCCCCAACUUCCUCAAGGCCUGUGAAAAGAAGGGCAUACAUUACCUGGAUGAUGUCUUUAAGAAAAAACACAAGAAUGAGGAUGGGAAGAUGGAUUUUUCUGAGUUUCUCUCCUUGAUGGGGGGCAUAGCCGAUGACGUCCACAAACAGAGCCACGGGGCGGAGCCCUGUUCCGGGGGAGACCAGUGAA